Naegleria lovaniensis is the source of this 972-nucleotide messenger RNA. RefSeq lists its product as uncharacterized. Lineage: Eukaryota; Heterolobosea; Eutetramitea; Acrasida; Naegleriidae. Bases 1 to 972 code for a protein of 323 amino acids. The transcript has a single exon. The record is from RefSeq and is a predicted model, not a curated record.
AUGAAACCAACAAUUAAGGAGAGAUUUGAAUGGUUGGUUCGAAGCAGGCAAUUCUGUAUCAAGGAACGAAGGGAGAAUGUGGAAAAACUGGCAUCGUUACGUGCCACUUUGGGAGACGAUGAUUUUUUCAGUCAUACUGUUCUUGUAGACAGCUCAUUUGAAGUGGUUGGCAAGUUGGAAAAUGAAGAUUCCGAAAUUCCUGCUGAUAUUAAGGAAACAUUCAAAAAUAUCAACACCAUAACUGUAAAAAUUUAUAAUUUAGUUAAGAAUUUUUACACCAAUUGCAGGCAACAGGAUCGAGCACGAUUAACAGUCAACACCAAACAACAGCAACGAGUCAUGAAAAGUGCUGCCUUGUUCAAAUGUAGAACUUGCUCCAACAUGCUUCAAUUGUGGGAACGAGAUGGUAUGGUUCAACCAAAUGGAGAGGUUAAAGCAAAAAGAUGUUUUCGUUGUGUCGAGAGGAGAAGGGAGAGUGAGAGAUUGAAACGAGAUCAAGUGAGAGAGGAAGGAAUUUGGUGCAGCAGACACAUCAAUAUUCCUUUUCAAUUGGUUGAUAAUGGACGAAGAAGAGCGUGUUUGAGAUGUGGAAAUGAUCGAUUGAAUGGAUGUCAAAAAAGUUUGGAAACGUGUGCUUGUACAGUGCAACGAAUGGAUUCUGUCCAAUGUACUCGAUGCAAAAUAGACCUGUCCGGGAUGGUUUCCAUUGGAGGAUCGAUUCAUCACUUGAUAUUUGGAUGUCCAGAAGCAAAGAAAACCUUUCGAAACACUCGUUCCUUCCAUUCCUGUCAGGUACACAAAGGCUCCUUCUAUUUUCGACAUGAAGAGCCAGUGGUUGUUCUAUGUCGAGGUUGUCAUUAUAUUAUUCACACCAAAGCGUUACUGAAGAAGCAGGUGAAUGCUUCCAAUUCACGUAAGGCUCAUAAGGAGUGUGUCAACAAACUCGGAGGUAAAUGUUUGGUGUGUCAUUAG